AUGGAAGACCCGAACCGCAAGCCCGUCAAGGCCCGUGUCCUUGUGCGUGUGCGCCCCUUCACCGAGGCGGAGGGGGUGGUGUGUCCGGAGGACAGCCCUGUGCCGCGCGAGAUCAUUGAGUGGGACGGGCACCACACGCUCACGGUGCUUGACGCCGCCAACGGCUUCCAGCCGCGCAAGAACGCCCAGUUUGAGAUUGACCACGUGAUGUGGUCCUUCCGCGACGAGGAGCGGCCCAAGGUAGUGGUACACACGCAGAAGGACGUAUACGAGGCGAUGGUGGCGCCCAUGAUCCCACAGCUCGUGGAGGGCUGCAGCACCGCCUUCUGCAUCGCCGGCGCGACAGGGAGUGGGCGUGUCUACUCGCUCUACGGCGAGGAUGUGGACGGCACCAGCCGUGGCAUUCUCCCACGCUUCGCUGAAGACAUCUUCGCCGCGUUCAAGCAGCAGAAGCGCGAAAACAGCACACUCACCUGCGAGAUUGAGGCAAUCGACGUGACGAACAACGAGACGUACAUGGAUCUGCUCUCGCAGCGCCGCAAAGCCUCCGCAGCGGCGGCGGAGGACCUGAAGCUCGUGCACGACCCCACCGAGGGCAUGAAGGUGCAGGGCGCCACACGCGUGCCGGUCAACAAGGCGUCGGACCUUCUCAGCGUGCUGCGGCAGGUCGCGCGGGUGGUGCCGAAGCGCAACUGCUGUCACACCGUACACCUCCGAUUCGUGGAGACGUACGAGUUCGAGGACCCGGAGCAGGGGGAUCAGGCGGUCAGCAAAUCGCGCCGCAUCAACGUGCUCUUCGUACUGCUGCGCAACAUGCCACCAGCCUUCCAGCGCUGCGUGGAUGUCGCAGUGGAGCACGACAGUGGGGAGAACCCGCUGGCGAAGGUGCCUACCCGUGAGACAGCCUUCACGAAGCUGCACCCAGAGUUGCUGCAGCAGGGCUACAAUCUCGCGUUCCUCUGCUGCGUCAGCCCCUUCUACGAGCACACCCGAGAUACGGUGCAGACGUUGCUCCUGGCGGCGAAGCUCAUGCGGCUCAGGUGCAAGCCAAAGCUUAACCAGGAUGCGGCCCUCGUGGAGCUGCGCAACCUCGCCGACGAAGUGAGGAACCUCAAGACGGAGGUGGUGAAGCAGACGGAGUCCACGCAGAUUGUGCAGAAGGAGCUCAACGCGCGUGAGGUGGAGCUCAUGAAGCAGGAGGCCGCCCACCACGAGUGCCGGCGAAAGCUGCAGCUGUCCGAGGAUGAGAUUGCCGCGGCGAAGCACGCCCUCCGCCUGAACCUCUACCGCACCAAAUGGCAGAAAGCCAACUUCGACAAGAAUUCUCACGAUAAGAAGAAGAGCAUGGCGGCGACAAUGACGGCGAAGGAAGCGACUGAGAGGGCAGCGGAUGCCGAGGCAAAGGAAGAGGAAGACGUCAAAGCUAAGAUCAAGGAUGUGGAGCAGCGGCUGCAGGCGCAGGAGAAGAAAAAUGCGCAGUUCGAGACCCGCCUCAAUGCGCGGUCGCAGAAGGAGGAGGAGGUGAAGAAAAUGCGCAGAUUCAUCGCUGCGCCUCUGGAGGAGCGACGGCAAAUCAUUGAGGCCUCCAUACGGGAAGAGGCGCAAGCGACAAAUAAAGAUCGGCGAUUGGAGAGUGAACUGAAGGCGCAAAAGGAGGCGAAGGAAAAGGCACAGGCCCGCUGCAGUGAACUGGAGAACGACUACAAUGCCAUACACGCCGCAGAGAAGGGGACACGGGAGAAGGAGGAGAUGCAGAAGAGCAUUAAACAACUUGAGAAGGACAUUUCGAUGACUGAGGCGGAAACCAAGCGCCUACAAGGGGAGCUUGACAAGCGGCCGCCGGGUUGCCAGUGCAUUCUCAUGUAG
This is a messenger RNA of Trypanosoma grayi, 1866 nucleotides long. Its product is annotated as kinesin-like protein. The transcript has a single exon. Gene Ontology annotation, molecular function: ATP binding; microtubule motor activity; microtubule binding. Gene Ontology annotation, biological process: mitotic spindle organization; microtubule-based movement. NCBI's taxonomy places the organism in Eukaryota, Euglenozoa, Kinetoplastea, Trypanosomatida, Trypanosomatidae. Bases 1 to 1866 code for a protein of 621 amino acids. The record is from RefSeq and is a predicted model, not a curated record.